CGAUCUGGUCAUAACCGAUGUGGUUAGCCUCUCAGAAUUUUCAACUCUUCGUUUCUAGCAAUUUAAGAUGGCGAAAUUAGGAGUACGUUUUGUGCUGUGUUUGUUGGUCUUGUGAGUGUGAAGUUUAGAGGAACAUGUUGAAGUGAAAUGUGCAAAGCUUGUGACUUUAGAAUAUAUAUGUCAGCAUAUAUUGACUUAAGUUUAUUAAAAGCUGAUACGAUACAAUGUCAGCUUUUGCAGCUGAAUACAUGGAACUCAGAGGUCAAAUUGUGAACCACUCUGAAAAAUAUUUAAGAAAAACGCAUUUAAAGAUAUUGAUCGAUAAAUUUCAACCUAUCAUAAACUCGAAAAGACUUUCCAGUUAUGUAAAUAAUUUUAAUGACUUAAUAACCAUACUGGAAAAAAGAAGUUAUGUCGGGGAACACAACGUAGGUCCGUUUACGGAAAUUGUACAACUAUUGCCAAAUGCUGACAUUUUGAGUGAAAUGUUGUCGAAUUUCCAGACUAACAACAAUAGGAAUAGAAUUCAAGGAAUGCACAUGAAUAAUAAUGGAAGCACUGAACCUCCCUUUUAUUCUUCAAGUAAUUCUUCAGGCUCAAGAUCUAGAAGUGCAGAUAUAUUUUUCAGUAACAACAGUGUGCUACAAAAAGCAGCCUUGGAUCAUAUUUGUAAAGAUAUAGGAACACAGUGGAGAGAGCUAGCAAGAAAUCUAUCAAUACGUGAAGGAGAAAUUGAUGACAUUGAAGUUCAGUAUCCCAGGAACUUGAAGGAACGUGCUUAUGAGUGCAUGAAGAGAUUUAUACAAGAAACAGAACCAUACAAAGUGCAGCAGAAAUUGCUAUAUGCUCUUGACAAAUGUGGAAGACGAGACUUGAAAGAAGAUGUAGAAGAAAUCCUAAACAGGAGAGCAUAUUGAAGAUGUGAUGUUUCUCUAUAUCAAGAGCCUUCAAGCACAUUUUUCUAACAUGCAUUUAAUGUAGAUACUUGUGACAGGACUCUAGAAUUACAAUUUAAGUCUAUAGAUGGUAACCAAACCCACUUGUCCAUAGGCUUGCAGUGUGCAUGGAACAGUUAAUUUACAUUAAAUAUUUAAGAAUUCAACAUUAAAUGUCAAGAUCAUGGAGUAGAUAUAGUACAUUUAAUUUGCUUUCUUAUCUACACUUUGCACAUGAUGAGAAAUCAUUGCUUUAUUAUGGAUUUAAUAUAAAUUAGACAAAGGCUUUAUACUUGACACAAGUCUCGUUUUAGCUCACCAAUGGCAAGUGAUGCCAUUUUACUGGAAAUAUACAGGCAGGAGUAUAUUUACAAAUGUGUAACACCCAUGGACUCUAUUUACACUUUUCUUCUCCUAACCUAAUUUUACAUGGGUUAAUGGAUGAAAAGUCUCCAAUACCUCAUCUGUCUUCUCACAAUCCUUACUUUUCAAUUUGUUAGUAGCCCUUUCCUCUGUUCUUGAUUUCUAGUACUUCAUUAAACCACCUUGUUCAGUUAGCCCAUGUUUCUUUUUCCUUUUAAUUUUAUAUCCAACACCUUUGGUAUCCUUGUUCAGUCCAUUCUAUUUAGGCAGUGCCAUAGUUCAGCCAGUUAGUCCCUGGCAUCUUGCUGUGAUCACUGCCCCUGACCAAGCAGCAUGUUCUACCCUUACUCCAAAGUUAGUGGUUUUAUCUCUGACUCAGCACUUGAAU
Zootermopsis nevadensis is the source of this 1686-nucleotide messenger RNA. RefSeq names its product fas-associated death domain protein (gene Fadd). Gene Ontology annotation, molecular function: protein binding. Lineage: Eukaryota; Metazoa; Arthropoda; Insecta; Blattodea; Termopsidae. Gene Ontology annotation, biological process: signal transduction. The record is from RefSeq and is a predicted model, not a curated record.